AUGAGCCAUCCAAAUAUUGAACAGUUUGUUGGCUAUUGUGAUGAAGCAGAGUAUGGUGAAUACAAUGGUGAGUGGCGUGUUUAUAGAAUUCUAUGCUAUGAAUACUUGGAGGGUGGAAGCCUUGACAAGUAUCUCAUAGAAUGGGACCAGGUGGAUGCGUGCAUCAGAUUAGCAAUAAAAUGUGUGGACCAAGAAAGGGACAAUAGACCCACUGCGGAAGAAAUUGUGCAUAUUCUGAAGGAGAAUGAGAAAUUGUUGCCGGUGGAGUACUGGGCACCCUUUGUAAUGGGCAAGGAAGAAGCUUCUUGUAUAAAUCUUAUGAAGCAAUUUGGUGAUAUGGAUAUGCAUGGAGACCAUGAAACGGAUACGCAGACAACAUCCACACUUGAUCAUAUGUCGUUACAAUAUCUGAAAGACAUCACAAACAACUUCUGCAAUGAGAGAAUACUUGGUAGAGGUGGUUUUGGUGUGGUAUAUAAGGGAGUGCUAGGAAACGGGAAAAUGGUUGCAGUGAAGAAGCUUGCACAGUCUAUGUCAAACUCAUUGGAGCAAUUUGAGAAUGAGAUUAAUCUUCUUAUGAAACUAAAGCACCCAAAUAUAGUGCAACUAGUAGGCUACUGUUACGAAACACAGCAUUUACGUAACUAUCAUGAAGGAAAAUUCAUUUUUGCUUGGAACACCGAAUGUUUGCUUUGCUUGGAAUUUCUGCCUAAGGGAAGCCUUGAUAAGUACAUUUCAGAUACAUCUUCCGGACUUGAUUGGCCCACACGCCACCAAAUAAUUGAGGGGAUUUCCUAUGGUCUACAGUACCUCCACGAGCAACCCGAAGGUCCGAUUAUUCACUUGGACCUAAAACCAGCGAACAUACUGAUUGAUGUAAAUAUGAUACCGAAAAUUACAGACUUUGGUCUGUCAAGAAUGUUUGAUAAAAAAACUAUCCACACCGCAAUCACGAGUGGAACAUUAGGUUAUAUGCCGCCGGAAUAUGUACGAGGUAUAAUCACACCUAUGUCAGAUAUAUUCAGUUUGGGUGUAAUUAUCAUGGAGGUAAUAACGGGACACAGGGACUACCCAUAUGAUAUUAGAGAAUCUUCCAUGGAAUUCAUCGAGCUUGAACUGCAAAAAUGGAGAAAUGUGAUGCAAAAAGAACCAGUGUAUACAUCGCUUGAAAUAUAUUGCCAACAAAUAACAAGAUGUAUCCAGAUAGGUCUAAUAUGCGUGAAUCCUGAGCGGACCAAAAGACCUACAGCGAAGAAAAUUAUUGAUAUGCUUCAAGGGUUGGAAAGUAUGGAUUGGUACAUUAGCAACGAGAUAAUUUCUGCUGUUGCAUUGUCCAAGGCCUUGUAUUCUGCUUCAGUGCUUGAUCUAGACACUGUGGCUUGUUUUCUGGCACACCAUGAUAUAAGGUUGGGUCCAAAAAAUACUGCAAAGCCACCAGUGGAGCGUCUGUCAUCCAAGCAUCCUGCCCAAUCUGAAUCAGAAAAGGCACUAACAAGAGUAGAAGGUGACUUGCUGAAGUUUAGACCAACAUUCAAAGUAUACUUGACAUAUCUAACAAUGCGCUUAGCUGCAGUCAAGUGA
This is a messenger RNA of Triticum aestivum (bread wheat), 1581 nucleotides long. RefSeq names its product putative receptor-like protein kinase At4g00960. Gene Ontology annotation, biological process: protein phosphorylation. Bases 1 to 1581 code for a protein of 526 amino acids. NCBI's taxonomy places the organism in Eukaryota, Viridiplantae, Streptophyta, Magnoliopsida, Poales, Poaceae. The record is from RefSeq and is a predicted model, not a curated record. The transcript is spliced from 9 exons. Gene Ontology annotation, molecular function: ATP binding; protein kinase activity.